Molecule: messenger RNA, 936 nt
Organism: Cordyceps militaris CM01
Lineage: Eukaryota; Fungi; Ascomycota; Sordariomycetes; Hypocreales; Cordycipitaceae
Product: mismatch-specific thymine-DNA glycosylase, putative
Exons: 1
Coding region: 1-936 (311 amino acids)
Biological process (GO): base-excision repair, AP site formation
Molecular function (GO): mismatch base pair DNA N-glycosylase activity
Source: RefSeq, a predicted model, not a curated record
AUGAGCUCCGCCGAGCCAGCCGUCGAGCCCGGCGCCGGUGACAACCCAUCGCCACCGCCUCCGCCCUCAUCCUUCCACGGCCGGCUGCAGCUCCAAGACUUCAUGUACCAGUCCGCCGAUCCUCCCGCGCCCCGGCGCAGUGCCCGGAACGCAAACCCUACGGCCGCGGCAGCACCCAUCCGUAGCACCCCUUCGCCACGGAAGCGCGCGGGCGCGCCUUCUCCCGCCGCCUCUGGCGUCUCCAAGCCCGCCAAGAAGCAGCAGCAGCAGCAGAAGAAGAAGAAGCCAUCUUCGGGCUACGCGCCGCCGUCCACGUACGCGCACCUGCCCCUCCUCCCCGACGCCAUCUGCGCCGACCUGCUCGUCCUCUUCGUCGGCCUCAACCCGGGCCUGCAGACGGCGCGCACCGGGCACGCCUACGCGCACCCGACCAACACCUUCUGGAAGCUGCUCCACAGCUCGGGCAUCACGCCGCGGCCCUGCGCCGCGACCGAGGACCGCCAGAUGCCCGCCCUCUACGGCCUCGGCCUCACCAACAUCGUCGCGCGCCCGAGCCGCAACGGCGCCGAGCUGCGCCGGCACGAGCUCGACGACGGCGUCGCCCUGCUCGAGGACAAGGCCCGCACCUGGCGCCCGGAAGCCGUCUGCGUCGUCGGCAAGAGCAUCUGGGAAAGCAUCUGGCGCGUCCGCCACGCCGGCGCCCCCGUCGGCGCGCGCUUCCGCUACGGCUGGCAGGACACGGCGGAGAACAUGGGCGUCGUCGACGGUCGCUGGCCUGGCGCCCGCGUCUUCGUCGCGUCGAGCACGAGCGGCCUCGCCGCCACGCUGUCGCCCGCCCAGAAGCAGGAGAUUUGGAACGAGCUCGGCGCUUGGGUCAAGAUGCGUCGGGCGGAGAGGGAGGUGGCGGCCGAGCGAGAGGGUGUUUCGGGUGCGUGA